GAUCACUGAGGGCUCGUGCGUGACGUCACAGCACAGACGGAGCUCCAUCUUCUUCAUCCUUUCUCACCUCCAUCAUCGUCACCAUCAUGUCCGGCACCAAGGAGGAGGACCGCAAAGGCUCGAGCGAGUGGCGGGAUAGCUUCUGGAACCCGCGAACCCACGAGCUGCUGGGCCGAACCGCCAAGAGCUGGGGCCUGAUCCUGCUCUUCUACCUGAUCUUCUACCUGUUUCUGGCGGGAAUGUUCACGCUCACCAUGUACAUGCUGCUGCUGACGCUGGACGACUACAAGCCCACCUGGCAGGACCGCCUGACCACUCCAGGCAUGAUGAUUCGUCCAAAGGGCGAUCAGCUGGAGAUUGUUUACUCCAUUUCGGACAAGGAGAGCUGGGACAGCUUUGUCCAAAACCUCAACACCUUCCUGUCCCCAUACAAUGACACCUACCAGGUUCAGACCAACGACAACUGUCCUCCAGAUCAAUACUUCAUUCAGGAGGACAGUGAAGAGGUCAGGAACAAUCCCAAACGUUCCUGUCAGUUUAAUCGGACCAUUCUGGAGGACUGUUCUGGGAUGUCCGAUAGCUCCUAUGGUUUCAACAGUGGUCAGCCCUGCAUCCUCAUCAAAUUGAACCGGGUGAUCAAUAUGUUACCAGGGAAGGACGGUCAAUCUCCUUAUGUCACCUGUGGAGCCAAGAGGGAGGACAGCGAUAAAAUCGGACCUCUUGCUUAUUUUCCUCCUAAUGGGACCUUUAACCUCAUGUACUACCCGUACUAUGGCAAGAAAUCUCAGGUGAACUACACUCAGCCGCUGGUGGCGGUGAAGUUCCUGAAUGCCUCUCUGAAUACGGACAUCAACGUCGAGUGUAAAAUUAACUCCAACACGCUCGCCGUCGGCAGCGAGAGGGACAAGUUCGCCGGACGGGUUUCCUUUAAGCUACGGAUCAACGACAAAUAGAUAGACACACACACACACACACGCACACGCACCCGCACACAGAAACAAACACACAUUAAAGCUGCACUCGUCCUCGUCUUUAAUCCGGCACCACGGUGCGUUCACUGACACUCACUCUGCCCCUGUAGCCGUUCUGUAACUUUCUGUCAUGUCAUCCUCGGUCUCAGUGCAGCUUUAACCCAAACACACCAACAUCCUGGAACCGACCAAUCAGCACGCACACACGCUGUGAUGUCACUGCCAAUGAGGUUGGACUGAGGAACAACAGACGAUCAAUAUCAUCAAUGUGCAUGAAUCGAAAAGAAAGAUAGAUAUUGAUCACACAACUGUUUACUGAUCAAUCAGUCGUUUUAUUUAUUCUUAUUUAAUAUUUGUUUGUUUGUUUUUUUUUUACUAUUUUAUGGACCACUUCAGAAAACAUAGACUAUUUUGAACUAGUUCAGAAAAUACACACCACAUCAACCUAGUUCAGAAAA
This is a messenger RNA of Solea solea (common sole), 1429 nucleotides long. It is a transcript of the gene atp1b2a, whose product is annotated as ATPase Na+/K+ transporting subunit beta 2a. Bases 87 to 953 code for a protein of 288 amino acids. The record is from RefSeq and is a predicted model, not a curated record. Gene Ontology annotation, cellular component: sodium:potassium-exchanging ATPase complex. The transcript is spliced from 8 exons. Gene Ontology annotation, biological process: potassium ion import across plasma membrane; sodium ion export across plasma membrane; intracellular sodium ion homeostasis. Lineage: Eukaryota; Metazoa; Chordata; Actinopteri; Pleuronectiformes; Soleidae. Gene Ontology annotation, molecular function: ATPase activator activity.